AUGUCGGAGGAGAUGCUUGCAGAAUCAUUGCCGCUCUUCCGGGCUGCAGGUCAUCGCAGGGGUGACGUGAUCCCUGCGGCGGCGCCGCGCCGGUACCCUUUCAUUGUAGCCGUCGGCUCCUCGUGCUGUGUGCAACGGGCGGCGGAUGACACCACCUCCCCCUUCAUUAGUGCACUGGCGCCGUCGGCCUGCCAGAAGAGUAAGAAGUCCUCAGCACCGUCUGGACAUCGACACCUCUUCUCCGCCAGAUCGGUGGGGCCGCGGCGCCUCAGCGAGCAACGUAGCGGUGGAUGCCGGCGGUUGUCAUGGAGCACACAAUUGUCACAGCUGCUUUCCGAGGAGCAGAUUACCCGCUGGAGGCUACGGUGCGAGGAGCAGGAAGAGCGGGUGGAGAUUGCGCUGGCAAAGCCGUCGUGCUGGGUGCUGCUCCCUCACGUUGAUGUGACAGCUGCACGCUCUGGACGUGGACAAGGCGACGAGCGCCUGGGCUGCGGUGCGUGGGCUCGACCACAAUUAUCGCUGUCGGAACUCGUUUGCGCCACGGCCAAUGAAGCCCAUUCGUUGCGCGCUGACCGGAGGCGGAUCAAGACGAAGAAGCACUGCUCCUCCGGGCGUAGCGGAGGUCUUCGAGGGCACCCGACUUCAGAGAUCCAAAACACAGCGUCCGCCCCUGCGCCAUUGUAUGUGCGCGACAGCGAGCUGCUGCGCGCGUUGCAUAGGGCAGAGGCACGUAUCAAACAGCUGGAGGCCGGCACCGUGUCGCAGGCUUCAGGGCCAUGGGAUAAGGAGAACAGCAUGAACGCUUCCUUGCCCACGAUGGCGAAGCCGCAAGCGUCGGCCUGCCCUGGCACAACCCAACCUUUUUUACCUCUAUCACCGCGGCUGGAAACCUUGUAG
This is a messenger RNA of Leishmania mexicana MHOM/GT/2001/U1103, 897 nucleotides long. RefSeq lists its product as hypothetical. The transcript has a single exon. Bases 1 to 897 code for a protein of 298 amino acids. Lineage: Eukaryota; Euglenozoa; Kinetoplastea; Trypanosomatida; Trypanosomatidae. The record is from RefSeq and is a predicted model, not a curated record.